AUGGAGACAUUAGAAGAUAAUGCCCCUUCAGAAAACUACGAGAACCCUCACCUCCUCCGGUUAGAAGGAGUGAAAACAUUUGAUGCUGAAGAGAAACCAAAGAGGAAUCUUUGAGUGGCUCUAUCCACUCAUUUGAUUCACCCAGAUUCAACUGGGAAAUCAGUAUGGGAUCUGAUCAUUAUCAUUUUCUCUGUGUAUAACUCAUUGCUGAUUCCUUAUGAAUUUGCAUAUAGUAUGAAGAAUCAUAUUGUCCUUCAGAUUUGAGACAGGAUGAUCGAUGUAGCCUUCAUUAUUGAUAUAUUCAUCCAUUUCAGGACAAUGUACCGGAACUCUUACACUGAUGAACUUGUCAAGGAUGGUAAAUAAAAUCGCCAUCAACUAUAUCCUCUAUGGAAGGUUUGGAGUGGAUCUAGUGGCCUCAUUACCAUUAGAAGUGGUCGUGUUGAUCAUUCCUUCCAGUACUGUAGAUCUCAGGAUUUUAGGAAUGCUAAAACUUGCCCGAUUAUUAAGAUUAGGAAGGCUCAUAACUCUUCUAAGAGCAAAUCAAAAACUUAAAUUCAGUAUGAAAUUAGGGCAGCUUGUAUUCUUUAUUCUUAUGAUAAUGCAUUGGAUAAAUUGCUUAUGGUACCUCGUAGCUGACAAGCAAGAGACUUGGUUUCCUCCCAAGGACUUGGACUUCCAAGCUACGGAUGCAUACACAGCAGGGAAGUACAGCAGAUAUGUGCUGUUUAAUUACUACUCUGCUAUUAUUUUACUGGGUAGUGAAAUACUCCCAACUACAAGCACAGAGCUACUGGUAGCCACUCUGCUUGUAUUCUUGUGAACUAUCUUUAUCGGUAUCAUUAUUGGUGAAUUUGCCUCACUUUUGUCAGCAAUUAAUAGGAAUGAUAGAGUCAGGAACGAGGAAAUUGAUAUCAUUAGUACAAUUAUGCUGAGUCUUCAGCUAUCUGAAGACCUUCAGGAUCGAGUCUAUCAGUAUCACGAUGGUAUGAAUGACUCUCAAUAUGUUUCUGAUGAAUAUACAAAACUAAUAAAGUACUAUCAGACUAGAGAUGGGCUAAAAUAAAAUACAAUUUUUGGACGCCAAAAACCCUCUCGAGUUUGAAUCUUUUUGUGAGAACCUAGAAAUAUGAUACUUUCUACCAGGUGAUAUCAUCCUCAAGCAGGGAUUGCUCAACGAUUAUGUCUACUUCAUAAUAGAGGGUCUGGUAGAGGUUCUUCUUGAACACAACGACUUUGAAUAUUUUGACCAUAAAUAAAGUCCAACAAUUUAUUGCCCAUGAAAGAAAAGUUGAAGAGGGAGAGCUUGACGACAUUGAUGUAGAGGAGGAAAAGAAAAAGAUCCAGACUGAAAAAUAACCUUACUAAUGUCUUUCUCGAAGCUCUUAGAAAGGCCAAACAGAGCUCUAGAGAAGAAAGAAAAAUGAAUAACCCUGAUAUAGUAGUGACUCACAAUGAUGAACAAGUAGCUUUACCAAUGCAACUGAGAAGUUCUAAGGAUACUCAAUAUAUGACUGUUAAAGAGAAUUUGGUCUCUGAGGAAUCACUUGACUCUGAUAGGUCCAUUGGGGAUUUUAGGAUCAGCAAAACUACUGUCAAUAAUAGGCCUAAUAAGGUAUUUCCUCUAGAAUUGCCAGAUGAGCAAAGCUCUCGUGAUAAAAUGUUGAAGUAAGAAACCCUCUGGAAACCUUCAUCGAAUCGCAUCUGCUCCGAUUAAUAUGAUAAGCAGGUCGAGUGCGAGAGAAGAUAAGGAGAAGGAUGAGAGAGCAAGGGUUAAUAUUAUCAACAAGUUUUCAAAGAUAAAUCAAUCCAAGAAUUACACCACUCUUAACGAGCUGAAGCCAGGAGCUUAUUUUGGGGAAAUUUCAUGCUUAUACUCAAUCCCUAUUACUGCUUCAGUCUGUACGGUGUCAGAAUCCAUCUGUGUGAGAAUGCAUAAAGAACAUUUCACCAGAUUUCUAGAUACUCAUAUGAAAUGAAAGAUGAAGGUCCAGAAAGUAGUGCAUGAAUAUCGUGACCCUCUGUUUAGGACACUUCAUAAAAUAGUAAGUUAUAUCCCAAGUCUGAGAGGAAUCUCAGAGACAACGACUCAUGCUAUCUGUCUUAGGCUGUGAACUGUCAGAAUGAUGGAGAAGAAGAAGAUCAUAAGGUAUCUCCAAAUCUGUAGGAAUAUCUAUUUCGUAUUUUCUGGAGAAGUUAGAGUCAAUAUCGUUAUUCCAAAGACUCAAGAACGAGUGCUAUUUCUGAUAUUAAAGGCAGGAUCUUGAUUCAACUUCUACAACUCUAUAUUGGAAUAUACCUCUUUGUUUGAAUUUGUAGCAGAGACACACUGCUCUUUACUAAGGCUAAAGUACGAUGAUCUGGAAGACUUGUCCAAACAGGACAUUACCCUGAGAGAAUGUCUUGACAACAUAAGGACGAAUAACAUUGUUAUUGGGACAAAGUAUGAUUUCUUCAUUCCAGCAUUCAAGCCUUCUGGAUCAAGUGCAUGUAAUACUCCAAUGAUGCAGUCAAGUCGAGGAGGUGGUAAUAGCUUAAGUCAGCCUCCGCAACCCUCAAUGCAUCGAAGAAAUGCCAGCAAUCUAAACCUAAGCGCUGUUGAUUUCCUAGGCUCAAGCUUGUUUAACAUCCCUCUUGGAACACUCAAGAAGAUGAAAGAGUGCCGAAAGUUGGUAAUUGAGAAGCUCAGGGAGGCUAAGAAGACCUUUGAAGUUAUUGACCAGAAUUACGAUUCUAUUGUGUCCGAUAACGCUAAGCAAGUAAAUAACGCAUACAUCAACAAGGCCAUGACCGAUAGUAUUAAAGAAGCCAAGAGGAACCUCAACUUUUUGGAAAACAUGAAUCUGAUGAAAAAGCUGGAUGGCCAAAUUUCUGAAAUAGAGAAAGAUUCAAUGGAAUUGAAGAAAUAUGAGAGGCAGAAUGACAGUUUUGAGCAAGGUGACACAAAGUCCUUCACCCAGAUCAUGAACAAUUUCGUAAGUGAUGAAGAUGAACACGAGGUGAAGAUCCGGACUAAAAUAGCCCCGAUUAAUAAAGUUAGCAAGAGAUCAAGAGGCAAGCAUAGCCAAAGGUCCAAUUUUAAGCUGCCUCCUUCCAAUAAGUCCUUUGAUAAGCAUGUUAAGCUACCCAAGAUUUCAUCAAAAGUUAAAUUCGAGGAAUGUAAAACAGACCAGAAAGAGAAGGAUGAUAUUAAUGAGAGCUCACUCUUCUCUGAAUUUACAAGGGAUAACUUGAGUUACAAGAACAACCAAUCCACUCAGUACGGGAAGCUGGAAGAGAGUAUGAAGAAGGUCAAUGAGUACCUUGACCAAUCGAUUGGCGUAUCCUCUUUCAGAGUAAAGGAAAUUAUCAAAAAGACAAGCGAGCUCUCAUUGAAUUUACAAAGACAAUUAGGUGGGAUAAGCAACAACAGCGGGAGGAUUUCCUCAAAGGAAAAGCCAUUGAAAUCGCCAGACUCUUGAGCAGUAACCCACAGAGACCAAAAGCCAUCAACUCUGUCUCAUACGCAGUUAUACAAAGGUGGUAUUUCCAAUCGAUUUUCUACUAACUUGAAGACAGACAGAAACUCUAAUACAGGAGAGUGAAUUACUUCCUUACCAAAGCAGGAUGAUACUGUGUAGAACUAUCUUCUCCAGCGGGUUAAUGU
Moneuplotes crassus is the source of this 3646-nucleotide messenger RNA. NCBI's taxonomy places the organism in Eukaryota, Ciliophora, Spirotrichea, Euplotida, Euplotidae. The record is from the annotation of a GenBank genome assembly.